Molecule: messenger RNA, 1430 nt
Organism: Oncorhynchus gorbuscha (pink salmon)
Lineage: Eukaryota; Metazoa; Chordata; Actinopteri; Salmoniformes; Salmonidae
Product: zeta-sarcoglycan-like
Exons: 8
Coding region: 492-1430 (312 amino acids)
Biological process (GO): heart contraction; cardiac muscle tissue development
Cellular component (GO): sarcoglycan complex; sarcolemma
Source: RefSeq, a predicted model, not a curated record
ACUAGCAUGCAAGUGGACUAUGCAUUUUUUUGUGGGAAAUCUUUUUAUGAUGAACAGGAGUUUAGGGUGGAUUUGCGUAGCCUACUAAACAUUGUUUUUCCGGCUGGCCUCUCAACUCCACAAUCUUUGGAUGAGAAGAUGUUCAGAAUCUGAUAGAUUUACCAGAUAGGUAUGACAGCAAGACUACAAUUUAAAAACAAAAAUGCGCCUUUGAGUUUUUUUUUUCUUUUUUAGGCAUCUAACGUUAUAUUGAUAACGCAAGCAAGCAUGCUUUUACAUCUGUUCUGAGUUAUUUAUCAGGCUACAUUGAGUGGAAAAAUUCUCAUGAAUUUUCAAGAGUCAUUCGGUUUUCCUUUUUUCAUCAGUGUGGUAUAGACUAGCCUAAUGAGACUGAAGUGCAACUGGCCCCAAGAUAUAGAUAGGUCUGAGUACUGCGCAAUGAACUAACCAUUCAAGUUGUCCAAAUUGCUUUAUUUACGUUUUGUAAAGAUAUGGAUGAGUCAACGGCAUUGGAUAUCGCGGCCCUGAAGAUGACUGAGGAACAGUACGUACUGGAGGCCCAGUCGGGCCAUCUUCAGCAGCCCAGGUGCGACGCUGUCGACGCCGUGGGACUCUAUGGGUGGAGGAAGAGAUUCCUCUACUUUUUCCUCUCGCUGUUGCUAGUCAUAAUGAUAGUCAACCUGGCCUUAACUGUGUGGAUAGUAAAGGUCAUGCAUUUCACUGUGGACGGAAUGGGAAACCUUCAGGUGAACGGGGAAGGGAUACGACUGGAGGGAAUAUCGGAAUUUCUUCUUCCCCUUUAUGUGAAGGAGAUCCAGUCAAGAAGGGCAAGCCCACUGGUCGUGCGGUCGAACAGAAACGUGACCAUGAACGCUCGAAACGACCAAGGCCAACUCACUGGACAGCUGACAGUGGGUCUCGAUUCAGUGGAAGCACAGUGUCAGAGAUUUGAGGUGCGAAGCAGGGAUGGAGGGAAGAUGCUGUUCUCUGUAGAUGAAAAGAAGAUCAGCAUAGGAACAGAUACAGUCAGAGUAACUGGCUCAGACGGAGGGGUCUUUGGACACUCUGUGGAAACACCUCACAUCCAGGCAGAUGCAUCUCAAGAUCUGAAGCUUGAGUCUCCAACAAGGACCUUGACCAUGGAGGCUCCCAGAGGGGUAGAGGUCACCGCAGCCAGAGGGAAACUGAAGGCCACGUGUCGGAAAGACCUGGAACUCCAGUCAACAGAGGGAGAGAUCUUUUUAGAUGCAAACGCGAUCCGACUGGGGAGCUUUCUUCCACUUGGUGUCUACUCCCCGUCCUCAGACACAGCUUCUCAGAAACAGACUGUGUACGAGCUGUGCAUCUGCCCCAACGGCAAGCUGUACCUCUCCCCCGCCGGCAGCAGAUCCAGCUGCUAUUCCACAAGCAACGUCUGUCUCUGGAACUGA